AUGGGAGGAGGAGGAAGGGAGGAGUGCAGGUAAUGUUUGGGCAUAUUAAUUCUGUGUGGCCUGCAAAAAUAGAAAAUAUUGGCCACACCCUUAUAUUUCAAUAGUAGUAUUCAAACGUUAAUAUUAACGAGUUAGAAAAUUUAUCGUUGUUAUUUGUGCAAAAAUAUUGAUUAAUCUGCACAAAAAAUAUUAAGGAGUUGCCUUAAACCAAUCAGUUCUGAUUGCAUGUUCAAGCUAUGUAAGAACGGGCUCAUUUAACAUGUGUUCCUUUAUAAAGGCUCGUCACAUCACAUGCACUGUUGAUUAUUUUAUAGUGAUCAAUUUGAUGAAUCAAUUAAUAUUGACAAUGAAUUGGAAAAAGACAAUCAAGUUAGGAUACCUAUAAUUUCGGAUGGUCAUUGCCUUGUUCGAGCAUUCUUUAAAGUCUUAACUAAUAAAUACCAUUAUCCACUGAAAAGCUAUUUCAAGCUUCUACAUUGCGCCUGUUACGAGAUUGAGGACAAUCUGCCAUUUUAUUCUGACAAGAUCACGUCAUAUACUAACGUUUCAUACGAACUGGACAAGUACAAGAGGGAAAGGAAGUACAAUCAAAACAUUGUCGACUUGAUCAUAUACGCCCUUGCAAAUUGUACUAAUUCAUUAGUAUCAAUCUAUUAUGUUCACAAUGGCGUACUGAAAACACACGAAAUUCCACCAACUAGACAUAGCGAAGUUCCCGAGAGGCGUGUUACGCUCGUUCGUUUGGGAGAGCAUUAUGAGGCAGUUCUGAAUGCUGAUAUGUUCAAGCGUAAUAUUGAAAACACGGUCACUAUUGUCGACUCGCCUGUUAAAAGAGAAAGCACCGUUCUUGUGCCAUCGGAUUCAGAAGGCAGUCAAGGCAAACCACCGAAGGAACGGAAGCAAGAUUCAGAAUCGGAAUCGGAAAACUCUGAUGAAUGUAUGAGUACUACUUAUUCUGACAACUCUAGCACCGAUUGCGACUUGGAAAAAGGUAAACGAGGGAAUGUUUCCCCCAAAAAAUUAACACCUGAGGUUUGGGAAGAUGUUCCUAUUACGAAAUGCACAGCUCUCCCACUUGACAUUGAUGGAAAUUCGGUUUACGAGUUACCAUUUGAUGCAAAUUAUCGCAUGCGCUCUUCUGUUGACGGUCGUAAAUGGAAGAGAUAUAUGCUCUCUAAACGUUUUGGAUUUAAAGGAAUGCGUCGACUAGCCCACUGUGCAGGUUCGUUUCUCUGCAAUAAUUUGCUUUGUAGUUUCAGAAAACAAUGGGGACAAAAUACCGUGCAUUUUGACAAGAAAAAUAAUUGUAAGUAUUGUGGAAUAACAGCCGAUCACCUUCCCUGCAAGGCCAGAAAAGUGUGGGAAUUUAACGAUGCUCGAGAGACGGUUACUGUUUAUCACUACGGCAGCCAUACAUGUCCUGUGAUUGUAAAAAAUAAAUCCGAAUCCGCUGUUGCUGCUCUCAAGAAAAAGUUUGAAGCCAAUCCAGAAAUGAAACCUCAAAGAGCUGUUAAUGCAUUAAUUUAA
Molecule: messenger RNA, 1527 nt
Organism: Paramuricea clavata
Lineage: Eukaryota; Metazoa; Cnidaria; Anthozoa; Malacalcyonacea; Plexauridae
Source: the annotation of a GenBank genome assembly